AAAUUCUUGACAGAUUCUACUUCAGAUUGAGAGAAUUCAAGAUGGCUGCUUCAGGUUCCAGGUAAGGGCUCACUCCCCCGGAUCCCCAGUGCAUGAAGUUCUCCUGUCGUUGAAGCAUCUCAGUGCUGCCUCCCCUGCUCUUCCUACCUGUCAUUAUGUCCUCCAACUCUUCUUCCUGCUCCUCCUCGGGAGAGACUAGUCCAGAGGACGUGCCCCGAGGCGGGGGCACCAUCCGUGUCUUCCUCCCCAAUAAACAGAGGACCGUGGUAAAUGUUCGCCCUGGGCAGACCGUUUAUGACAGUUUGGAUAAAGCCCUUAAAGUAAGGGGCCUGAGCCAGGACUGUUGCGCUGUGUUUCGACUCCUAGAGGGUCGCAAGAGACUAACUGAUUGGAACACUGACAUCACCCCACUGGUAGGAGAAGAGCUGCUGGUAGAGGUGUUGGAUGAUGUCCCCCUCACCAUGCAUAACUUUGUACGAAAAACCUUCUUCAAGUUGGCCUAUUGCGACUUCUGCCACAAGUUUCUGUUCAACGGCUUCAGAUGUCAGACAUGCGGCUACAAGUUUCACCAGCACUGCAGCAGCAAAGUCCCCACUGUGUGUGUGGACAUGGACACUAUGACAAAACGGUGCACACCUAAUCCCUGCCCAGAUGAGUACCCUCGGAUAUCCAUACUGUUGCCCGACAACUCCAUAUCCCAGAGCGACAUAGCCUUAACCCCAGAUCCUUCUGGGCAUGGACUACUGUCCCCAACCUCGGCCUUCCGGUUCCCCCUGCCAGGUGAAGAUGGUCAGUCCCUACAGAGGCAUCGGUCCACCUCCACCCCCAACGUCCACAUGAUCAGCAUCGUGGGCCCUGCCGAUGUCAGCAUCAUAGAGGAGGCGUUAAAAAUACAAAACAAUACAAUGGGUCCUGAACCCUCACCCAAACCCUCCACCAGCCCGCCCUCCCUGGGCUCCCCUGGCAGGAGACCACCCAAAUCCCCCUCAGAGCACAAGGAGCGCAAGCCCUCCUCAUCUGACGACAAAAAGAAAGUGCACCGUGGUGGUUAUAGAGACUCAAGUUACUACUGGGAGGUCCACUCGCGAGAAGUCAACAUCCAGAAAAGGAUAGGUGCAGGCUCCUUCGGGACUGUCUUCAAGGGCAAGUGGCACGGAGACGUGGCCAUCAAGAUCCUCAAAGUGACAGAGCCAACACCUGAGCAGUUGCAAGCCUUUAAAAAUGAAAUGCAAGUGCUACGAAAGACACGCCACGUCAACAUUCUGCUGUUCAUGGGCUUCAUGACUAAGCCUAACUUUGCCAUCAUCACACAGUGGUGUGAGGGCAGCAGCCUGUACCGCCAUCUGCACGUCUCUGAGACCAAGUUUGAGACCAUGCGUCGCAUCGACGUGGCCAGGCAGACCGCACAGGGCAUGGAUUAUCUUCAUGCCAAGAAUAUAAUUCAUCGAGACCUGAAAUCAAACAACAUCUUCCUCCAUGAGGGCUGGACUGUGAAGAUCGGGGACUUUGGGCUGGCAACGGUGAAGUCUCGAUGGAGUGGCUCUGAGCAGGUAGAACAGCCCAGUGGCUCCAUUCUGUGGAUGGCUCCUGAGGUGAUCCGGAUGCAGGACGCCAACCCUUACACGUUUCAGUCAGACGUGUACGGCUACGGGGUGGUGCUGUUUGAGCUGAUGUCGGGGACUCUGCCUUAUUCCCAGAUUAACAACCGAGACCAGAUACUCUUUAUGGUUGGGCGCGGCUACUUGUCUCCAGACCUCAGUUUACUGUCUAGUAGCUCACCCAAGUCCAUGAAGAGGCUCAUCAUUGACUGCCUGAAGUUCAAACGUGACGAGAGGCCCCUAUUUCCACAGAUCAUGUUAGGCAUUGAGCAGGUCCAGGACCUGUUGCCAAAAAUCGAGCGGAGUGCCUCAGAGCCCUCCCUCCACCGGGCUGUCCAUGCAGAGGAACUGAACCCACUCCUGUUCCACACCACUCGGCUGAUGCCCCUGUGAGCUCUGCCAAGCCAGGCCCAGGAGUUGUCUGUCCUUCUGUCUGAGAGAGAGAGAAGAGACCAUCACCACUGACGCGAACGUUGGCUGCAUUACUCCCAUGUGAGAGAGUCCACUGACAGCUGCCCAUCCCAACACCCACAGGGGCUAUAUCCCAAAUGGCACACUAUUCCCUACAUAGUGCACUACUUUUGACCCGAGCCCUAUGGGCCCUGGUCAAAAGUAAUGCAUUAUAAGGUGAAUAGGCUGCUGUUUGGGACGCAACCCAGCAUUCCCCUUCCUCUGACACUGGUUGGGGCUCCUACAACACCACCACCACAUGUAACCCCUCCUCACGCUGACACUCCACAGCACAUCACAACCCCCUGAGCCCUCAGACUCUCCCUACUACAAAUUAGAACCACACAGCUCCCCGCCCGCUCCCCCUGCUCACAGGCCUAGACACACUGGAACUACAGAACACAUGCUGGCCUGGCCAUGUCAGAACCCAGACAUUCCUAUACUGUAACUCUACUGGCCCGGCCAUGUCAGAACCCAGACAUUCCUAUACUGUAACUCUACUGGCCCGGCCAUGUCAGAACCCAGACAUUCCUAUACUGUAACUCUACUGGCCCGGCCAUGUCAGAACCCAGACAUUCCUAUACUGUAACUCUACUGGCCCGGCCAUGUCAGAACCCAGACAUUCCUAUACUGUAACUCUACUGGCCCGGCCAUGUCAGAACCCAGACAUUCCUAUACUGUAACUCUACUGGCCCGGCCAUGUCAGAACCCAGACAUUCCUAUACUGUAACUCUACUUGCCUGGCUAUGGAUUUCUCAAGGCUGCUUUUAGGGGUAGGACACCAGACUUUGUAGUCGUACCAUAAUAACGUCAGUGUUUUGCGCUUUUGAGUGCAAGCGAUGAAAGAGAAAUGCUUACAAAACAACAACUGCAUGCACAGAAGAUUACUUUCACUUGGUUUUUGGGUACCAUAUUUUAAGUUAUUGGUCCUUUUGGUCCCAUAAUGGUUUUGGGAAAUCAUAGUGUUGUCGUGCAGUCUUAGAAUAUGACCAUGAAGAAGCUGCUAUACAACAUGGAUUUGAUAUGCCACUGUCUUUGAGACUCAAGUUAACUGCAGCAUCAAAUAUGUACAGCACCAUUUUAAUAGGCACAGCAGGGUCGUAUUUAUUAGUGCACACCAAAGCAAAACAUUUUGCAACUGAAAUAUGAAAACAAGCACUUCUUAUUGGACAUGGUUAGGUAGUCCCUCCCUGUUUCAGUUCAUUUUCUUUCAUUUGGUGCCUAGUGAAUAUGACCCAGACAUGUAUAAACCUGUGCAUUGUUUCCAGUGAAUACAUAGGCUAGUUUAGCCCAGAUAGUUUCUGUAUGGCCUGAAACCUGUAGUCUUAACAAGUAAAGAGUAUUCUCAAUGCUUUACAUGCUUACAGUCAGCUUGACUCUACAUUGCACCAUGGACCAGCACUUGUGCUAGCAAAUCAUGUUAAAACAAGCUGCCUUACUUAUAUGUAUUUGCUUUUUGCUCAUUGUGACACAUGAAGCUUAUGGCAGUGGUUGAAGUGAAAAAUAUUAUUUCUAGUCUCUUCGGUGGAUGUUUUUGGUUUAGUUUAAAAUGGACUAUUCAUUAUCAAUCACGUGGCAUCUAGUUUAUCUGAAUCCUGCUUUCAAUAUAACUUUUGUGGGGGUAUAAUAACUUGAAAAUGUCCAAAUGUUUGGAACAUUGUUGUUUUCUUAAUUCCUGAUUGUAGUAGCUUAUACACUUUGACCGGACUUUAGGAAAUGGUAGCCUUUAACUUAAAUGAUUGACUUUUCCUCUUCCUCCUUCCUAUUGCUGUUGAUUGUGGGUUGCUACUUCAAUUGACUGUUGUACCUAGUGAAAGAUGGUUGCUUGCUUGCUUGGUAUUAACAGUGAUUAGCCUAUUGCCCUCAGACUCAACUCUGGACCUGGAAGCCAGUUCCAAUGUGUUUUUUUCAUUGUUCCCCUCUAAUCAGGGACUGAUUUAGAC
Messenger RNA from Coregonus clupeaformis (lake whitefish), 3991 nucleotides. RefSeq names its product A-Raf proto-oncogene, serine/threonine kinase (gene araf). The record is from RefSeq and is a predicted model, not a curated record. The transcript is spliced from 16 exons. Gene Ontology annotation, cellular component: cytosol; mitochondrion. NCBI's taxonomy places the organism in Eukaryota, Metazoa, Chordata, Actinopteri, Salmoniformes, Salmonidae. Gene Ontology annotation, molecular function: ATP binding; protein kinase activity. Gene Ontology annotation, biological process: protein phosphorylation; signal transduction. Bases 156 to 1991 code for a protein of 611 amino acids.